Oikopleura dioica is the source of this 681-nucleotide messenger RNA. Lineage: Eukaryota; Metazoa; Chordata; Appendicularia; Copelata; Oikopleuridae. The record is from the annotation of a GenBank genome assembly.
AUGUCCUUCACCAACACCUCUCCCAAAACAUAUCCAACUCGUGGUUCGGCCCCGUCUUUGGGAACCAACCCGAUUUCUUUCUUUGCUCCGGCGGAGGGAGAUGAUUACUUUGGUCUGGAUAUGGCGACGACAACAGUUGCGCUUGGGAAAAUUGAAGUUAAUCAACGAAGAGGCAUCCCAAUUCCAGACGGUUGGGGAACGAACAAAGUCGGCGACGUGACAAACGACGCAAAUCUGUGCAUGAAAGAAGGCGGGCUCCUUCCCCUUGGCGGAACUGAAGAGACAGGGGGCUACAAAGGCUUUGGCUUGUGCAUGAUGGUCGAGGUGCUUUGCGGAAUCCUGGCGGAUGGGAAAUAUGGAUCGAAUGUGAGAAGAUGGGGUUUUCACGGGGAAAACGACGAGGAAGCGAAUUUGGGGCAAUGUUUUAUGGCAAUUGAUCCAAGCUCUUUUGCUCCGGGCUUUGAAGGUCGAAUGUCAGAUUUGAUGAAAAUGCAUCGCGAUUUGGAGCCGUCCCCAAGCGCCAAGGGACCGGUCCUGGUCGCGGGAGAUCCGGAGAGGAUUCAUAUGAAGCAAACUGAUGAACAAGGAGGAAUCAAGUACCACAAGCAAAUUAUCGAGCACUACAACGAACUUGCGGAGAAAAUCGGCGUCGAAAAGAUUCCUUUUGAAAUUUCUCAAUAG